CAGAGCGAGGUGCGCUGCAGCUUUAUAAAGCCAUCUGCUGCUGAGCCUUCCUGUUCACCGUCUCCUACUGUCCUAGGAAUCAUUGACCCGAGCUGCAUCCUCUGCAUCUACAACAAACCGUGAAGAUGGCGGCCCGGACCAUGCAAGCGGCGCGAUGCCCGACAGAUGAGCUCUCGCUGACUAAUUGUGCCGUGGUGAACGAGAAGGAUCUGCAGUCAGGACAACAUGUGACUGUGAAGACCACACCCAACCACAAGUAUGUGUUUACAGUGAAGACCCACCACACCGUGGCAGCUGGAAGCAUCGCCUUCAGCCUGCCGCAGAGGAAAUGGGCCGGUCUCUCUAUUGGCCAGGAGGUGGAAGUGGCCAACUUUAACUUCGACAAGUCCAAGCAGUGCAUUGGCGCCAUGACAAUCGAAAUUGACUUCCUGCAGAAGAAGAGUACCGACUCCUCCCCCUACGACUCGGACAAGAUGGCAGCGGAGUUCAUCCAACAGUUCAACAACCAGGCCUUCUCCGUUACCCAGCAGCUCGUGUUUAGUUUCUGCGACAAGCUGUUUGGCUUGAUGGUAAAAGAUAUAGAGGCCAUGGAUGCCAGCAUCCUCAGAGGAGAGCCAGCUUCUGGAAAGAAACAGAAGAUUGACAACGGACUGAUGGUGGGCAACAGCCAGGUGAUUUUUGAGAAGGCAGAGAGUUCAUCCCUCUCACUAGUUGGUAAGGCAAAGACCAAAGAGGCCCGACAGUCAAUCAUCAACCCAGAGUGGAACUUUGAGAAGAUGGGAAUCGGAGGUCUGGACAAGGAAUUCUCCGCCAUUUUCCGCAGAGCCUUCGCUUCCCGAGUCUUCCCUCCAGACAUUGUGGAGCAGAUGGGGUGUAAGCACGUGAAGGGCAUCAUGCUGUUUGGGCCUCCAGGCUGUGGUAAAACUCUGAUGGCCAGGCAGAUUGGCAAGAUGCUCAACGCCCGCGAGCCCAAGGUUGUCAACGGUCCCGAGAUCCUCAACAAGUACGUGGGAGAGUCUGAGGCCAACAUCCGCAAACUGUUCGCUGAUGCGGAGGAUGAGCAGAAGAGGCUGGGAGCCAACAGUGGCCUCCAUAUCAUCAUCUUUGAUGAGCUGGACGCCAUCUGCAAGCAGAGAGGCACGGGCGCCAGCAGCACGGGCGUGCACGACACCGUGGUCAACCAGCUCCUGUCUAAGAUUGACGGCGUGGAGCAGCUUAACAACAUCCUGGUCAUCGGUAUGACCAACAGGCCUGACCUGAUAGAUGAUGCCCUGAUGAGGCCUGGCAGGUUUGAGGUCAAGAUGGAAAUCAGUCUGCCAGAUGAGAAGGGCCGUGUCCAGAUCCUGACCAUCCACACCAACAAGAUGCGAAGCUUCAACCUGAUGGCUCCCGACAUCGACAUCAAGGAGCUGGCAGCCGAGACUAAGAACUACAGCGGUGCGGAGCUGGAGGGGCUGGUCAGGGCCGCUCAGUCCACCGCCAUGAACCGACACAUCAAGGCCACAUCUACAGUGGAAGUGGACAUGGAGAAGGCAGAGAAGCUACAGGUCACCAGAAGUGACUUCUUUGGAUCCCUCAACAAUGACAUAAAACCUGCGUUUGGUACAAACCAGGAGGAUUACUCCAGCUAUAUCAUGAACGGCAUCAUCAAAUGGGGCGACCCGGUCACUCACGUCCUGGAUGACGGAGAGCUGCUGGUGCAGCAGACCAAGAACAGUGAUCGCACACCGCUGGUGGCAGUGCUGUUGGAAGGCCCACCCCACAGUGGAAAGACAGCCUUGGCAGCUAAGAUUGCAGAGGACUCGGACUUCCCCUUCAUUAAGAUCUGCUCUCCAGCCACGAUGAUUGGACACUCAGAGAUCUCCAAGUGCCAGGCAAUCAAAAAGGUCUUUGAUGAUGCUUAUAAGUCACAGCUCAGCUGUGUGGUGGUGGACGACAUCGAGCGUCUGCUGGACUACGUCCCCAUCGGGCCUCGUUUCUCCAACCUGGUGCUCCAGGCUCUGCUGGUGCUGCUGAAGAAAGCGCCGCCAAAGGGCCGGAAGCUGCUCAUCAUCGGCACCACCAGCAGGAAGGAUGUGCUGCAGGAGAUGGAGAUGUUGGACGCCUUCAGCACCACCAUCCACAUCCCAAACAUCUCCACUGGGGAGCAGCUAGUCGACGCUUUAGAGCUGCUGGGGAGCUUCACGGAUAAAGAGCGGGCAAGCAUCGCACAUCAGCUCAAAGGGAAGCGAGUCUGGAUCGGCAUCAAGAAGCUCCUCGUGCUCAUCGAGAUGUCACUGCAGAUGGACCCGGAUUACAGAGUGACCAAGUUCCUGACUCUGCUCAGAGACGAGGGGGCGUUGAACGAAGGCGAUCAAAUCCGAAUUUAAGGUGUUGGUCGCUCUCGCUGUGCACUGUGAUCGCAGCUUCUACGAAUAGAGGGGCCCGGAGGAGUGAAGCAAGCAUCUCGCCACCAACAUGCCACCCAUUGGACAAAAUGAGGAAGAGGGGGAGAAGAAGAAACAACCUCCCUCUUGUGCAUCCGUCCGUCCGUCCGUCUAUAAACAAACACCUGGUCAAAGAGAGGAAACACACAAGUUAUCUCAGCAUGCUUCCGUAGACAACAACACCGUAUCACCGCCCCUCCUCCUCCUCUUCAUCGCCAUCAACUUUACUUAUCGACAUAUCACAGCAAACUACUGGAAGUCGUACUGUUUAAAAAAAAGUCUGUUGUGUGUAAAGAAAUUGCAAUAGAUGAUUGUAAAAAAAAAAAAAAGUGCUGUUUUGUGCAUCGUGCGGAAAAAUAACCCAAAAAAAGAGCCAUGUAUGUUUUCAGGUAUCGUAUUUGUUGUAUUCGUUGCAUAUCCCUCGUCCUGCUAAAGAUAGUUGUUGUUUUACGAUAUGUAUCCUCACAAGCAGAGCAAACAGAAAACAACUGACACAACUCCCCAAGCCAUUUGAAUAUUUAAGAUUUGAAUCUAUGAGAGGCUUUAAGUGAAUAUGUAGUGGCUAUAAAAACAAUGUUCCAUGUGUAAAUGUAAACCCUUUAAAUAUACGGUAUGUAACUCGUUCAUGUUCUGUACAUAGUAUAUAUAGACAAAAUACAGUAUGAGAAUAAUUUAAACGAUCAGUCUCAAGUCUAAAGUAUAUCAGUAUGAUUCUUCUUCCCUAUUGAUCCGGAGAUGUUGACUUUACCAGGUGACUGUAAUAGUGAAAGUAAAUGUUGGGUUGUUGGCCUGUCUGUCUGUGUUUCGUACAGUACAGUAGCUACGGCAUCAUCAGUGUUAAAGAUAUAUAUUCUGCACUUUUAACAUCGACUCAAAAAAAAACUUUAGUACUUAUCUCAGCAUUUUUUUUUUUUUUUUUUGUCUGCUCGUGUGCAUGUGUGGGGAACCAAACGCUGCAUGUGUCUGGUGUGUCAGAGCGUGUGUUUGUGUGUGUGAGUGUGUGUGUGUGUGUGUGGGUGUGUGGUGGCAGAACGUGCUUUUGAAUGUGAGCAUGUGUGUGUUUUUGAAGCUAGGUUUAGACAGUCGGUGGUUAAUUUGUGGGGUUUUUUCUCAUGUCAUGUGUUUUAGUGCUUAUUGUCCAAAGUUCUUGUUUUGUUCUGACCAUUGAUGAUAUGUGUGUGUGUGAGGGUGUGUGUGUGUGUAAAUAUAUAUCAACAUGCAGAUGUAUUAUUGCAAUAAAAAGCACUGAUGCACAGGAAAAAGAAA
Molecule: messenger RNA, 3692 nt
Organism: Sebastes umbrosus (honeycomb rockfish)
Lineage: Eukaryota; Metazoa; Chordata; Actinopteri; Perciformes; Sebastidae
Product: vesicle-fusing ATPase
Exons: 21
Coding region: 126-2369 (747 amino acids)
Biological process (GO): intra-Golgi vesicle-mediated transport; Golgi to plasma membrane protein transport; SNARE complex disassembly
Cellular component (GO): Golgi stack
Molecular function (GO): ATP binding; ATP hydrolysis activity
Source: RefSeq, a predicted model, not a curated record